AUGGCCCAUCCGGCGCUAGCCGCCGGUGGCAACAACCGGGCCAAGACCAAGAGCAAAACACCCAUGCUUGACUCGCUAAUAGAGCAUCGGAGUCCCAUCUUCUGCUUGGUUCAAAUGUGUGAGAUGCUCGAUGGCGGUAAAAAGUAUUGUACACGAUGGUAUAAGGUUUAUCCUGGCGGAUCACACACUUUCCAAGAAGGCGGGAGGGACACUAUUACCGUUACUUUUGACAACAAGUGCAAGAAGUCGCUCUCUGGGAGUACAAAAAAACGGAGCAUUGGAUUUCCAACUCAAUUGGUAUACAGGUCCGACGAUCCUAUUCUGGCGGGGAUUUCUAAGAUCUUUGAGCCCGGGCGAGCACCAAACUAUCAUUAA
Molecule: messenger RNA, 375 nt
Organism: Pyricularia oryzae 70-15
Lineage: Eukaryota; Fungi; Ascomycota; Sordariomycetes; Magnaporthales; Pyriculariaceae
Exons: 1
Coding region: 1-375 (124 amino acids)
Source: RefSeq, a predicted model, not a curated record